CUUGGGGGUCGUGGUGUUGCAUGCGGACUUCAGUUCUGCUUAUGCAAGAGAAAGAGAGCUGUUACACAAGCAGGUUUCUCUUCUUCAGAUACAACAACAGAAUAAUAAUAAACACUAUUAAUACUUCUACAUUGAGUUGUGACAAUACUUGUCAAGGUCUCUGACAGAGUAAGACUUCUAUGCUUCUGCGAGACUGGUUGAACAUCUCCAGACAGAUCACAACCAGCGGCAUGUUUGCAAUACGGAGAAGCUUCAGUCUUCUGUGCAGAGGAUCAGCUGCUUCAACAUGGAGAAAUAAAAGUCAAAGUGCUGCGAAGAGGCUGGAUAUAAGGGGGAUUUAUCCUCCCAUUGCCACUCCAUUCACUCAGAGUGAAGAUGUGGAUUACCAAAGACUUGAUGACAAUCUUAAGAAGUACGGCAACUUACCUUUCAGAGGUCUGGUAGUGCAGGGCUCUAAUGGGGAAUAUCCAUACCUGACACCGGAGGAGAGGGUUGAGGUGGUCAAGAGAGUCAAACAGGCGCUGCCAAAAGACAAGUUACUCAUGGCUGGAUCUGGCUGUGAAUCCACCAGAGCCACGAUCCAAAUGAGCCAGCAAAUGGCAGAUGCCGGGGCUGACUGUUUGUUAGUGGUGACACCUUGCUUUUACCGCGGUCGAAUGGAUAGCCGAGCUCUUAUAAACCACUACGCUAAGGUGGCAGAUUCCAGUUCAGUGCCAGUUGUGUUGUACAGCGUGCCAGCAAACACGGGUCUCGACCUGCCUGUGGAUGCAAUAAUCCAACUUUCCCAGCAUCCAAAUAUUGUCGGCCUCAAAGACAGUGGUGGAGAUAUCACCAGAAUAGCUCUGAUUGUGCAGAAAACCAGAUCGCAGGGUUUCCAGAUUCUUGCAGGAUCUGCUGGUUUCCUCGUGGCUGCAUAUGCUGUCGAUUUGGAGAAAUGUAGCAUUGCAUCACUU
Sinocyclocheilus anshuiensis is the source of this 953-nucleotide messenger RNA. It is a transcript of the gene hoga1, whose product is annotated as 4-hydroxy-2-oxoglutarate aldolase 1. The annotation marks the transcript as partial. Gene Ontology annotation, molecular function: 4-hydroxy-tetrahydrodipicolinate synthase activity; (R,S)-4-hydroxy-2-oxoglutarate aldolase activity. The transcript is spliced from 7 exons. Lineage: Eukaryota; Metazoa; Chordata; Actinopteri; Cypriniformes; Cyprinidae. Gene Ontology annotation, cellular component: mitochondrion. Gene Ontology annotation, biological process: glyoxylate catabolic process. The record is from RefSeq and is a predicted model, not a curated record.